Molecule: messenger RNA, 5376 nt
Organism: Lodderomyces jiufengensis
Lineage: Eukaryota; Fungi; Ascomycota; Pichiomycetes; Serinales; Debaryomycetaceae
Gene: RIM15
Product: protein kinase
Exons: 1
Coding region: 1-5376 (1791 amino acids)
Biological process (GO): phosphorelay signal transduction system; peptidyl-serine phosphorylation
Cellular component (GO): nucleus; cytoplasm
Molecular function (GO): protein serine/threonine kinase activity; ATP binding
Source: RefSeq, a predicted model, not a curated record
AUGGAGUCAAAUAAUGAGGGUAUAAAUAAUCAUCAUACAUUAUUUCACGAAUCAGUAUUUAAAGACCCCUCAAGACAUCAUUUUUAUGAAAAAGAAAGAUCUAUUUCUCCACAACAUCAACAAUCUAUAAAUCAAGACAAUGAUCACAAAUCAAUUGAAAUACAACCAUCAAAUUUAAAUCAACCUGUUAUUAAUACUGUCCCCAGUACUCCAGAUUGUAAACAUGAUGUAAAUAAAGAUGAUUUAACUCAAGAUACAGAACAUGUUGAACGACCCAAACCAUAUACAAUUCAAAAACCAAACGAUUCUACAUCUCCAAGUUAUAACGAUCAAACUUCCUCAUAUAGAAGUUUAGAAGAACAAAUAGAUUUAAGACUAGCGUCACUGAAUAAUCCAACUAUAAUUAUGGAAUUAGAUCUUGAUGGAAAUAUUCGAUAUUUAUCUCAAAAUUGGGAAUAUAUAGUGGGAACAUCUGUUAAAAAAAUAGUAAAUCAUCCAAUUUCAAAAUUAAUAAUAGGAAGUAAUGAUGAUGAUUAUCAAGUAUUUAAAAAAGCAAUUGAUUCAAUGAUUUUUGAUGAUGCAAGUUAUAAAGUUAAAUUUAUAACAGGUACAAAUCGUACAAGACAUGAAAAUAAUGGUGAAGAAAUUAGAGGUGAUGUUGAAGAAAUUUUAGGUAAUCAUGCCGACGUAGAUUUACAAGGUCAAUUAACUCCUCAUAAUUCAUUUGAAAACCUUCAAGAUAUAAAUUUACCAAUUGAUGAUUAUGUUCCGAUACAACAAAGUCAAGUUAUUACAAAUGAACCCAAGGAUUCUGACUCUUUAUCCAGAGCUAGCUCGUUAUCAUCAAAAUUAUCAAAUGAUGGAGAUUUUAUUGAAUUAGAAGCUCAAGGUAUAUUAAUACAUGAUACUCAAACUAAAGUACCAAAUCAUUCAAUGUGGACCAUUAGACCUUUUGUUCAUAUAGACUUAGACUUAUCUAUACCGUUGGCAUUAAUUGAUUUAUUAGGUUUUGGUUCAGAAAUUUUUGAAGGAUAUUUAAUGAACCUAAAAAAUUUAGGAAUUUCAGAAGAAGAAAAUGUACCUCAACCUAAAACCAUAUUAUGUAGAAUUUGUGAAAAUAAUAUUCCAGCUUGGUUCAUUGAAAAACAUUCAGAUCUUUGUAUAAUAGAGCACAGAGCAGAUGAACAUUUACAACAAUGUCAAGAUUCAAUUGUUGAACAAAGAGAUUUAAUUAACAAAAUUAUUGAAAGUUUAGAAUUUCAAGCUCAAUUACCUUUAUUUCAACUGAAUCAACAAUCUUCAUCAAAUCAACUACAAUCAUCUUUGUCACUGUCACUGUCUCCAAAACUGAUACUGCCCACAACUUCAUCGCAUCUGUCUAUGUCACUGAGUUCUUCAGAUGAUGAGGCAAAUCCAUCAUCACAAUUAGUACAUGAAUAUAAAGGUAUCCCCUUACCUCAAGUAACUUCAUCAGAAUCAUCAUCUCCAAGGUUGGCAAACAAAGUAUUGUCUAAAAAUUUCCAUGCAAGAAAUAAAAGUUUGAUGUAUUCUAAAAAAUUUCCAUUUGGUCCAAUGCAAAAAAUUAAAGAAAUAUGUGAUGAAGCUAUAUUGAUAAAUCCACCAUCUACAACAAAUAAUAACAAUGAUAAUAAUUUGAAUUAUAUUUCUUUUUCCCCUAGUUCUGAAAAAUCUUUAAAUUUUGUUAUCAAUCCUACUACAAUUGAAACUUCAGAUUUAGCAAUACGGCAAAUAUUAGAAGAUACAAAAGUUUUGGUUAAUGAUAAAUUGGAAAGUUUAUCAAGAUUGACUUCGAUAUUACAAUACCUGGCUAAAAUUAAAAAAGAAGUUGAUUUAUUAGUAUUGGAAACUGUUAGAGAAACUGUUGAAAAAAUCCGAAAUCAAACUGCUGCAAAAUUAUCAAGAAGCUGCACACCAAGUGAAUUUUUAGGAACUCCAGAUGAAUUACCUCCAUCAUUGGAUUUAGGAAAUCAACAAAUAAAUCAACAGGAUCAACAACAUCAAAGUAGAAAUAAAAGUAAGCUGUCGUUAGAUUUAGAUGUUCCAAAAAUGGUCGCUCCAAAGCCUUCAAGAAGUAAGAGUCCUAUGGAUUUACUAGCAGAUAGGUCUCAAGAUAAUGUUCUAACGCCAAAAGAUUUUUUGAUAAAAGAUUCAAAGGAUUAUUCAGGAAACUCAUCUAAUUCAUCACUAAUGCCAAGUCCAAGACAAAAUUUCAGUAUGAUGGUUAAUUCACAACAACAACAACAACAAUUAGGACCAGAUCCAAGUCGGUCAUCAUCCAAAGAAUUAUUAGAAAAUUUUGAUAAUUCAAGAAAAUCUUCUGGUAAUAAUUCAAAUUACUCAUCUCCAAGAAGAUAUUUAUCACCAGCACCAUACAAUGAAAAAAAUAAUUUAACUUCAUUACAAAGAAGUAACACCAUAAAAUCAUCACCAAUCUCAUCACCAUUAGUAGAUGCUACUCAAAGUGUCGGUCUGCAACAUUCAGAUAAACGUAUUACAAAAUUAUCAUUAGACACUACAAGUCAACAACAAUCUUUCACUGCAGAUUCACCAUCACAAUCUCAAUAUACACCUGGAAGUCAAAAAAGCUCAAUCACCAGACCACCAUUAUCUCCAUUACUUGUCUCAACUCAACAACCAUCAUCUAAACCAACUACAAUUAAAGAUUACGAAGUUGUAAAACCAAUAAGUAAAGGAGCAUUUGGUUCAGUAUUUUUGGCUAAAAGAAAAUUGACAGGAGAUUAUGUGGCAAUCAAAUGUUUACGUAAAAGAGAUAUGAUAGCUAAAAAUCAAGUAUUGAAUGUUAAAUCAGAAAGAGCAGUAAUGAUGAGACAAUCUGAUUCUCCUUAUGUUGCACAAUUAUAUUCAAGUUUUCAAUCAAAAGAUUAUUUAUAUUUAGUUAUGGAGUAUCUAAACGGUGGAGAUUGUGGAAAUUUAAUAAAAGCUUUAGGUACUUUGGGAUCAGAGUGGUCUGCCAAAUAUAUAGCUGAAAUAAUAGUAGGGGUAAAUGAUUUACAUCUGAGAGGUAUAAUUCAUAGAGAUUUAAAACCUGAUAAUAUUUUAAUUGAUAAAGAUGGUCAUUUGAAACUAACUGAUUUUGGGUUAUCAAGGUUGGGUGUUGUUGGAAGACAAACCAAUCAUAGGAAGAGUAGUACCAAUGAACAAAGUGUUGAGUUAUUUAGAAGUAUAUUUGGAAGUGGUGGUAGUGGAAGUGCUGGUAGUAUUGGAGGAGGUGAUCGAGGAAGUAAUAGUGGUUCGAUCUCAGCAGGAACUGGGUUUGCAAAUGAUGAUCCUUAUCAAAGAAGAAGAAAAAAUUCACUAUCUUCUUCAGUUUUACUUUCUCCAACUUUAGAAAAUUCUAAAUUAAGUCAAUCUCAAUCUACCACAACCGGUUUACAACCAACAAAUUCUCCAACUUUAGCAUUUUUAGAAAGUUUUGGUAAUGUACCAUCAGGUAGAUUUAAAAAUGGUGCUAGGUCCAAUUCGAAUAAUCUUGAAUCCCCAUUGUUGAAACCAAUUAUUCCAAGAACAGCUUCUGAAUCGUCAUUUGCAAUCAUAGAUGAUGAAAGUCCACAAACUCCAGUAACUAAUUAUGCAUUAUAUCAUCCCAAAAUUACUAAUGAAUUAAAAACCGGUUCUGAAGGUGGUGUAGAUUCUAGUUAUAUUGCUGAUGGAGCAGAAAUUAAAAAAUUUGUUGGAACUCCAGAUUAUUUAGCACCUGAAACAAUUGAGGGUAUUGGUCAAAGUGAAGCUUCUGAUUGGUGGUCAAUAGGAUGUAUUUUGUUUGAAUUUUUGUAUGGGUAUCCUCCAUUUCAUGCAGAUAGUCCUGAAAAAGUUUUUGAUAAUAUAUUACUGGGCGUUAUUCAAUGGCCAGAUUUACCACCUGAAGAAGAUUUACAAUUUUGUUCACCUGAAGGUAAAGAUUUAAUAAUGAAGUUAUUGACUUUAAAUCCUGAAGAUAGAUUAGGUUCAAAUGGAACAAUAGAAAUUAUGCAACAUCCAUUCUUUCAAUGUAUAAAUUGGGAUACAAUUUUUGAUGAACCUGCACCAUUUGUACCUAAUCAAGAUGAUCCAGAACUGACAGACUAUUUUGAAUUAAGAGGAGCAGCUAUGGCACAAUUUCCAAGAGAAGACUCAUCAUCAGACGAAGAGAAAGAGAAAGAGAAAGAACAACAAAACAAAACUGUUGAACGACGUGAAUCACUAAAUUCAUUGCAAUUACCUCCAUCAACUUCUGCAAGUCAAGCAUUAGGUAAAAAAGAACGUCGUUCAAGUAAAUUAAGUGAACCUGGAGAAUUUGGAUCAUUUCAUUUUAGAAAUUUAUCAGUGUUGGAGAAACAAAAUAAAGAUGUUAUAAAUAGAUUAAAAUCAGAGCAUUUAGAACAUAGAAAUAGUUUUUCAUCUUCAUCACUGGAAAGUACUCCAAAAAUUAGAUCUAGAGGCUUCUCAUUUGGUAAUCCUAAUACAAGUGGUAGUGGUGGUAGUGGUAGUUCAGGUUUGAAUGUAUCAAUUCCAAAUACUGGUUCAAGUCCAUUUAAAAGACCAAUUUCUCCACCAAAUAUAAACUUUGGAUCACCAAUUAAUUCAAAUAUGAGAUCUUCAUCUCCUCAUAGAUCAUUUGAUAGUCCAAUUAUGCCAGUUUCAAAACAUGAAAGAAUACCUUCAACAGUUAGUACCUAUUCUCUGGGUGAUGAAUUUAAUCAAGAAUCUCCAAAUGCAUCGACUAAUUUUUAUCAUCAAAGAUCAACAAGUUCUUCACAUAUGCCAAUAUCAACAAAAUCUUCAAAAGGAUCAAAUGCUAAUGCUACUCCAACUUCAACUCCAACAGGUUUAAAUCCAUCAAUUUUUCAACAAUAUAAUUUAAAAGAAUAUUGUUCGGCAAAUUCAUCAGAUUCUGAUGAUACAACCAGAUCAAAUGCAUUAUUAAGAGUUCAAAGAAGAAGAGAAGGUUCAAGAAUGUCAGACCCAGUUUUAAUUAAAAAUGAAUUAGAUGUUUUAUAUUGUGAACCAGUAUCAGUUGUACGUCAUCAAGUUGUUAAGCUUUUGGAAAAAUCAAAUUGUAUAGUAGUUUCAAUAUCAGAUGGUGAAGAAUUAAUUAAAAGAGCAACAAGUCAAGUAAAAUUUGAUUUUAUAAUGACUGGAUUAAGAUUAUCAAAAGUUGAUGCAAUGGAUGCUGUUAAAUUAAUAAAAUAUACUACUGGAAAAAAUUCAACAACUCCAAUAAUUGCUAUAACUGGAUUAGGUGAUGAAGCUAAAAAAGCUGGAUGUUUUGAUUAUAUUAUUGAAAAACCAGUUAAUUUAGAUCAAAUUAAAAAAUGUUUAAGUAAAUUUUCUAAUGAUGAAGCAGUUAUUGAUUAA